This is a messenger RNA of Plectropomus leopardus (leopard coralgrouper), 3663 nucleotides long. RefSeq names its product hyaluronan-mediated motility receptor (RHAMM) (gene hmmr). Gene Ontology annotation, cellular component: membrane. Gene Ontology annotation, molecular function: hyaluronic acid binding. NCBI's taxonomy places the organism in Eukaryota, Metazoa, Chordata, Actinopteri, Perciformes, Serranidae. The record is from RefSeq and is a predicted model, not a curated record.
CUGCACUGCAGCCUUGUCGGUGCUGUUGGAAGCUUAACAUUUGUUUUCAUAAAGUGGACCAAAAAUGUCUUUUUCAAGAGCCCCUUUGAAAAGGUUCAACGAAAACGUAGGUUGUGCCCCUCCGCCGGGCUCUUAUGAGAUUAAACCCGGGGACCUUAAAGGAGCUGCUUCCUUCGACAAAUCCGACCGAUUCAGAAAUGUUAAAGCAGCCGAUCUGCCACCACCAUCGCCCUCCAAAAGUGUCUUUGUGUCACCCGUCCGCAGGACUAUGUCGGUUGAUGGUCUUGUUGAAGGUUCAAGCGUAAAGAAAGAGAAGCCUGGCAUGACCAUGGAGAGGAAGCAGCAGAAACUCUUGGAGAGAGAGAUAAGGUCCCUGGUUCAGCAGCGAGGAGAGCAGGACCGUCACUUGCUGGCUCUGGAAGAGGAGCUGAAGAAGGUGGAGGCCAAGCUGCUGGCUGCAGUCAGGGAGAAGACGGGUCUUGCUGCCAACGUUACCACUCUCGAGAGACAGCGGGCUGAGCUCAAGAAAGUCAAUGAGUUCCUAAAAAACAAGGUUUCUGCUGACACUACCAAAAAGAAAAUCAAUUCUCUGACAAUGGAGUUGAUGGAUGCCAGAAACACUUUGGAUGUUAAAAACAAGGAAUUAAAAGUACUGCAGAUUACCACUGAAGGCCAAGUGAAGGAGCUAGAAACUGACCUUAAAGCUGCCAGAGCUACUGUCACAGCUCUGGAGGACAGGAAUAAAGACCUGGAGGAACUUCAUCAAGUGACCAAAGCCCAAAAUGUAGAGCUUGAGAGUGAGAAUGGCAGAUUGCAUGCUGUGAUACGGGAGCUGAGGGAGGAGAUCAGAGUGUUGCAAGGAUACCUGGACUCAGCCAAUGAGCAGAUCCAGGAUCUCCGCUUGAAGCUCAGAGAGAAGACACAGGAGGACACUGUGGCUGGUUCUCAGGUGGAGAAAGUAAAGCAACUAGAGUCUGAACUGGAGCAGCGUACUACUGAGCUAGAAACCAUCCAAGAUGUGCUGAGGCAAAAAGAGGAGGAGGCAUGGAAACUUCAGCAAGAGCUGCAGGUGUCAAAGGAUGCCUUAGAGGAAGUGGAGACGAGGUUGGAGGACCAAGAGCUGGAGCUGAAGUCCUCACAAAGGUCAAUGAGUGACAUGGAGAAGCAAAUGGAGUCAGCCAACCAAAAAGUUCAAGACUCUCAAGCAGUAGUUCGACAGCAGGAGGCAGAGCUGGCCAGACUGAGAGAGGUGCUCAGGAGGACGGAGAGGGAGCUGGACGAGAGAGUGGCACAUCUUGAACAGAGGUGUCUGUUCUCUGAGGAAGAGAGAAGUAAGACUCAGGAAGAGGGGAUGAGGAGAGUGGAGGAGUUGAAAGCGGAGCUCGUCCUCCUGAAGGAGGCAAAAAAAGAAGAGAAAAAGAGACAGAUUCAGCUUGAGCAAGAACAUGCUGCUCUGAAUGCUGAACUGACAAAAGAAAAGGCACUUGUGGACUCACUGUCUGUGCUGGUGGAGCAGGAGAGGGAAGAGUCUGAGGAGCGGCUGAGACAGCUAAAGGAGGAGAUGGAGGAAGUGCUUGGAGAGCUGGCAGUCUUGGAGAACCAAGAGCAGAAAAGGCAGGAGGCGACUGAGAGCAGUCAAGAGGCUCUCCAGAGGCUGCAGGAGGAAAACAAUGAGCUGGAGAGACAGCUGAGUGAUACCAGGGCACUGGUGGAGAGUAAGAGCAAAGAUGUGGAAGCUUUAAAAGAGGAGCAUUUAGCAGCCAUGAGAGAACUCCAGGAGGCACACACAACCUCUCUAAGCAAGAUGGGAGACAUUGUCCCAGAGCUGGAGAGUGCCAAAGAGGCUCUGCAGGGAGCGGAGAGAAGACAGAAAGAACUGGAAGCGGAGGUGGAGAGAGUGAUGCAGCGGAUGAAGGAGGAGAUGGAUAAAGCGGUUCAACAAAAAGAGGAGGAGGUCAACAGAGUAAAGGAGGGGUUAGAGGAGUAUCAGGAGAGGCAGCUAGCUGAAGCAAAAGCCAGGGAGAAGAAUUCGAGGAAGUUGCUGGAGGUGCAGACUCGUCUUGCACAAAAAGAUGAGGAGAUAAAGGCCAUGGAGGUGAGCCAUGCUGUCCUGAUCAAUCAGCUACAGCAGGAGCUACAGCUGCAGACAAAAGAGAGAGAAGAGGCACUGGGGCAACUAGAGAAACAGAAAGGUCAGGGUGCAGCUCAGCUCCAAAAUGAGAAGGAAAAAGCCCAGAAACUGCUGGAGGACGUCCGCCAGGAAAAAGGGGAAAUAAUGGAACAGCUCCAACGAGAAAGACAAGAGAAAGUUCAGAUUCAGACAGCUCUUCAGGAGGAAAGAGAACACCACCAGCAGGUCAGGUCAGAGAUGCUCAGACUACAGACAGAGCUAGAGAGAGCAGAGGAGGAAAGGAAGAGUCUCCUGUCUCAAGCUGAACUCAAAGACCAGUCCAGGCUUGCUCUUGAAAAUCAACUAAACAUGGCAGAUCAGGACAGAAAUCGGCUUCAGUCUCGCCUGGAUGAGGUCAAACAAGGGGGUUUGAGCUUCCAGGCCCAAUUAGACCUUGUGGAGGAGAAGACACAGGCUCUGCAGCACGAGUUGGAAGAACAGCGACAAGACAGGCAGGCUCUACAGGAGCAGGUUGAAGUACUGACUCAGGAAAAGGUUACACUGCAGUGGGAUUUGGAGGAGCAGCGACAGGAACUCCAAAGACAAUUAAGCGAAGCACAAGAGAAGAGCUCCCCAAGUUCAGAGACGGAGCACUGGAGGAAACAAUAUGAGGAGCUGUUUGCGAAAGUCAGGCCCUUUCAGGAACAGCUCAAUGCAUUUGCAGCCGAGCGAAAUGCACUACUCAAUGAAAACGGAGCAAACCAGGAGGAGCUGAACAAGUUGUCUGAUGCGUAUGCUCGUCUGCUGGGCCACCAGAACCAGAAGCAGAAGAUCAAACAUGUGAUGAAGCUGAAAGAUGAGAAUAUCACCCUCAAACAGGAAGUGGCAAAGCUUCGAUCCCAGGUGACCCGGCAGAAGAGUGAUCUGGAGCAGCUGAAGUCAAAGCCCCCUUGUACUCCUCGACGCAGGUUUGACCCCAGCAAAGCUUUCCAACACGACAAGGAGAACAGGAAAACUGAAACUCUGAAAGAAGGAAAUCAUUAUGCAUAAUGGAGCCCUUGUGACAGACGAGAACUGACAACUGAUUUAUGAUUUUAUCUUUUUUUUUUAAAAUAUGCAUUAAGCUUUUACUUUGACACUGUUUCUUAAUCUGGAUUUGUAUAAAUAAUUCUGUUAAUUUUAUCAGCAAUUAAUAAUUUCUAAAAGUGUUAACCAGAAUCCCACAUGCUGCGGUUUAGCAGCCUUUUUUGUCCAAUUGUGACACAGAGUGAGGAUGUAUGUAUCUGUUUUGUCUUAAAAAGUAAUGUUAGGAGUAGUGUGUGCGGCAGCAGUGUGUGAAAAUAAUGAGGAAAUAGAUGGCUGCAGCUCUACGCACAAUCCAGAGAACAAAAGCAUAGUCGGCAUUAAAAUGUGAGAUGUGUUUUGGAAUUUUAUCCUUUAAACCUCCUUAGCAAUUCUUAGGGUAGCAGAACCAGUAACUAUUUCAUGUGGGGUACCUGUUUGUAAAUCUUUCUUCCUUGUAAAUAAAGAUGGAUUUUAAUACUCUUUUAAAA